Messenger RNA from Necator americanus (New World hookworm), 924 nucleotides. RefSeq lists its product as uncharacterized. The record is from RefSeq and is a predicted model, not a curated record. NCBI's taxonomy places the organism in Eukaryota, Metazoa, Nematoda, Chromadorea, Rhabditida, Ancylostomatidae. The coding region runs from base 1 to 924 and encodes 307 amino acids. The transcript has 6 exons.
AUGGAGGUCCUGCUGCAAAUCCUACCUCACGCCUCAAAGCGGCGCAGCGGUGGCCCUGGCCGUCGGGCAGCUAUGGUGGCGAGACUUCGGCUCGGCAGGUUCAAUCAUGCCACAAAGCAGGCCGACGACGAAAGCCUUGGAAAGAGUGUUGCACGCUAUGGAGAUGCGGAUGUUGAGGUGGACGAUAGGUGUAACGCUAAAAGAGAAAGUAUCCAACGACACUAUAAAUGCACGGAUUACUUAGUUUACAGAGUUCGUACAUGUCUGCACCAAUUGAACAAAAAAGUUCAUGUUCCUGUCGUACAAAAGAGCGCUGGAAAGUACCGAAUAUCGUGCUGUACUCACCGUCCAGAAAUGUCUCUUACUAAACUUGCCAUUCCUGCAAUCUUCUGUCUUCUGUCGCUUCUAUCUACGAAUGAAGCGAAUCAAGGGGCUGAAGAACUUCAAGACUUGCCCGAUUGCGAUGACGAUGAUGGCGCUAUUAGAUUUUACAUUCGUUCGCCUUUGUUCGCCGCAGUAGAUGUAGGAAAGCGCCAAUACCCCAGCAUGAAGUAUGACUGCGGUCUGGAAGUGCUUGCUUAUCUAGUUCUGGAAUAUGGCGAAGAAGUGCCGUCUAACACGUCCAUGACUAGAUAUGAGGGGAGAGCGGCAGAACGCCUUGUUCAACGAGUUCUGAGGAGUUCGUCGGGUUCGAGCUGGAAGAAGCCAUCUGGCCAAAAGCGGAAGUUCUGGACUGAGGUGGUGAAAAUGAACCUCGGCGUGGAUAGGCAGUUCAGGCGAGGCGUAAUGUUUCUCAGAAUAUGGAAUAGGGACGAAUGGAUUGAUUCUGUGCAAACUCUCGCAGAAGAUCGAGAAGGUUGGGCAGAGCUGUGUUCAAGGACGGCACACCUCGGCGAAGAUGCGGGUAAUCGCGUCGGGCGAUGA